Messenger RNA from Oncorhynchus nerka (sockeye salmon), 2538 nucleotides. Its product is annotated as dynein axonemal assembly factor 1-like. The record is from RefSeq and is a predicted model, not a curated record. Bases 116 to 2194 code for a protein of 692 amino acids. Lineage: Eukaryota; Metazoa; Chordata; Actinopteri; Salmoniformes; Salmonidae. The transcript is spliced from 10 exons. Gene Ontology annotation, molecular function: protein binding.
AUAGCUGAUAGGGAGUUUAUGACAAGUUAUUACACCUGGCUAAUAAGUAAACACAAACUGUUAACUAAACAAGUAAAUAGUAUAUAGAAGUAGUAAUCACUUAAAACAAUCGACGAUGCAUCCUGAACCCCUCGAAUCCGGUGAGGUGGAAGAAGAGAGUGGCGAGGACUCCAGUACGACCCUGCAAGCUGGAGAUGCAGAAAUAUUGCUGAACGCAAUGUCAACAACUUACAGUAAACUAGAGGAGGCCCCCACGGCGAACUGCAGCCCCCUGCCAAACGAUAUCGAAGGAGACCGUUGUGUGUCCUCACAUACAGAAGUCGACAAACUCAUACAAGCCCAACAACAAGAGAAAACGGGAAAGGACUCAGGUCCAAGAAUGACAAAGACAUUUCUGAAGGACCACUGCAAACAAAAUAAACUCUACAUGACACCUCGAUUGAAUGACACACUGUAUUUGCACUUCAAAGGCUUCUCCACUAUAGAGAAUCUGGAGGAGUACACAGGGCUGAAGUGUCUCUGGCUGGAGUGCAACGGGCUCCUGCGCAUCCAGAACCUGCAUGCCCAAACAGACCUACGCUGCCUCUUCCUCCACCAGAACCUCAUACACAAUCUGGAGAACUUAGAACCACUCAGCAAGCUCUGCACCCUCAAUGUCUGCAACAACUACAUACGCACCAUUGAAAACAUUGCCUGCCUCCCUGAUCUGGGCACCCUGCAGAUAGCCCAUAAUAAGCUGCAGACAGUGGGAGACGUGGAGCAUCUGAGUCAGUGCCUCUCCCUCAGUGUACUGGACAUGUCCCACAACCUGCUGGAUGACCCAGACAUCCUCACUGUGCUGGAGAGAAUGCCUGAACUGCGCGUGCUGAACCUGAUGGGAAAUGAAGUGAUAAAGAAAAUCCCAUACUACAGGAAGACUAUGAUCAUACGUCUAAAACAGCUCACGUACCUGGAUGACAGACCUGUGUUCCCAAAGGACAGGGCGUGUGCGGAGGCGUGGGGGACAGCGGGUCCAGAGGGGGAGCGCAGGGAGAGGGAAUCAUGGCAAACACGAGAGAGAAGGAAGAUCCAGGACAGUCUGGACGCCAUGGCAACCAUCAGAGACCAAGCCAGGGAGAGACUGCGAGUCAGAGAGCUGCAAGAGAGAGGGGAGUAUGAGACCACUACAACAACAGAACUUGAGAGCCCCAGUGAAAAGAACCAGAGCCAGAAUCAGAGCCUGGGCUGGGAGGAGAGGAUUCAAGCAUUUGUGGAGGACAGUCUGGAGGCCCAUGAAGAGUUCCUACAGACACAGAGAGAACAGCCAGAAAAGGAGGAGCUAGGGAAUGAACAGCCACUGAAGAAACAGCUAGACAGAGAACAACCAGAAAGAGAGGAUAUGGAGAGAGAUCAGCUAGAGAGAGAAGACCAAGAGGGAGAUCAGCUAGAGAGAGAGGACCAAGAGGGAGAUCAGCUAGAGAGAGAGCACCAAGAGGGAGAUCAGCUAGAGAGAGAGCACCAAGAGGGAGAUCAGCUAGAGAGAGAGGACCAAGAGGGAGAUCAGCUAGAGAGAGAGGACCAAGAGGGAGAACAGCCAGAUGGAGAGCAAGCAGCAGAAGAAAGCUUAAAGGAAGAACUGUUAAACCAGUCAAAGAGAGAACAACUACAAAGAAGGCAGCCAAAGAGAGAGAAGUUAGAGAGAGAGCAGUCAGUAUGUGGCCAGCCAGAGUCUCAGACAGCUGGGGUGAUUGUAGAGCACGGUCCUGGACCAAUGGUGACUGAGCUAGAGGAGACAGAGGACCUGGAGACCAUCCACCUGGAGCCACGCCCACCACUUCGUAUUGAUGAUCUCCCUGACCUGGAGGAUGUGAAUGUUGAAGAUCCAGACAGCACCUGCAUCUUCUCCUCUCAGCAAGUAUUCCGGCCAAAGAUAGAGGUCAUUUCAGGAGACAACAACGAUGUAGAUCCAAUCAUACAUCAGAGUGGGACUGUGUGGACCACAGAGACCACACUUACCUCAGAUCCAAGCUCAUCUUCACUGUUCAGGGUCUGUGACAACACGUCAAACAAAUCGCCCACCAAUCACCUAGUAGCAUUGGACCCAGAGGCGGGGGAUGCCCCAGAGCUGGUGAUAUCAGACCCUCAGGGAGAACCCAGACAGAGGCAGAGCCCUGAAGCCAGAAAACCAGGUUGUCUCAUUGAGGAGCUGGACUAACUCUGCAGAAGGCUGUGAUAGCAUUAACAACACUAGGUUUAGGUGUUCAAUCUGGGAAAGCCUUGUUUUGCUGAAUACAGGUACAAUGUAAGCACAGAGAGCUGCUAUGGAGCUAUUUUGCAGCCACGGGUUUUUACACCCAAUACAUUUUCCGCACAAAUUUUUUUUUUUUUUUUUUUGUUAGUUAUUCGUAGCUGUUCUGUUACUGGUUAUACUUUAUAUUCUGUAUUCUCAGGCUCAGUGUUCAAAAUGAAAUGUUCGUAAACUCCACUUCAAAUCCAUUCCAAGAUAAUCCCAGGCAGAUUAUAGCCAGGGCUCAUAAAAUAAAACGUUAUAGUACAGUA